This is a messenger RNA of Besnoitia besnoiti, 1089 nucleotides long. Its product is annotated as UV excision repair protein Rad23 protein. Gene Ontology annotation, cellular component: nucleoplasm; cytosol. The transcript is spliced from 8 exons. Gene Ontology annotation, biological process: nucleotide-excision repair; proteasome-mediated ubiquitin-dependent protein catabolic process. The record is from RefSeq and is a predicted model, not a curated record. Gene Ontology annotation, molecular function: polyubiquitin modification-dependent protein binding; ubiquitin binding; proteasome binding. Bases 1 to 1089 code for a protein of 362 amino acids. Lineage: Eukaryota; Apicomplexa; Conoidasida; Eucoccidiorida; Sarcocystidae.
AUGCAGCUGCGCAUCCGCACACUGAGUAACGAGGAGGCGGAGCUCGAGGUGAGCCCGGAGGAGACGAUCUUCAACUUGAAAGAAAAAGUUGAGCAAAAAUGGCCGCACAUGCCAGCGGCCCGGCAAAAGCUCGUGCAUGCGGGCAAAAUCCUGGCUGACGCCCAAAAAGUCAAAGACUGCCCCUCCCUGAAAGAAAACGACCGUCUCGUCGUCAUGGUCACAAAGGCCGCCGCUCAGCCCGCGCCGGCAGCCUCGUCGUCUUCUGCACCUACGGCGCCCGCGGCUCCUGCGCCGGAUGCCUCCUCGCCCUCUGCGACCGCCACCGCGCCCGCGCCGCCUGCAGUGACGCCUGAGGCGCCCGCCGCCGCGCCGGGGACAGCGGCCCCUGCGGACGCUUCGCCCGCCCCAGAAGCUUCCGCCGCGCCCUCGCGCGAGGCUGCAGAGUCCGCACUCGUCACCGGCCCGCAACUCGAGGAGUCUUUGACGCAGCUGGUGGCUAUGGGCUUCCCUCGCGCGCAGGCCGAGCAGGCGAUGCGUGCGGCUUUCAACAACCCAGACCGCGCUGUCGAGUACCUCAUGAACGGCAUGCCCGGGGACGUCACUGCGAUGUUCGGCGGCGAGGCUCAGGGAGCCGCAGCGGAGACCGGCGACGCGCCGUCGGGCGAUGAAGCGGAGGGCGAAGAAGGCGACGACGACGGCGAGAAUCCGCUUGGCGCUCUGCGACACCAUCCUGCGUUCAACCAAAUUCGCCAGAUGGUUCAGGCGAAUCCGGCGAUGCUGCCUCAGGUGCUCCAACUCAUCGGCAGCUCCAAUCCUCAGCUCCUGGAACUGAUCACGCAGAAUCAGGACGCGUUUCUUGAGAUGCUGCAGCAGGACCAGGGCGAGGGCGGCGCGGGAGGCGCAGGCGGCCUCGGCGGGGUCAUUCAGAUGACUGCUGAGGAAAUGGAGGCGUUGCAGAGACUCGAGGCUUUGGGCUUCUCGCGCCAUCAAGCCGUCGAGGCGUACCUCGCGUGCGACCGAAACGAGGAGAUGGCGGCGAACUUUCUGUUUGAGAAUCUGAACGACCUGGGUGACGACGGAGGCGACUAA